Molecule: messenger RNA, 833 nt
Organism: Aedes aegypti (yellow fever mosquito)
Lineage: Eukaryota; Metazoa; Arthropoda; Insecta; Diptera; Culicidae
Exons: 2
Coding region: 26-541 (171 amino acids)
Source: RefSeq, a predicted model, not a curated record
CCAACAUAUUUUCACUAGUUUAAAGAUGGCGACGGUGCUAUAUUGGUGUGCUGUUCCUGGCUGCCCGUCGAAAUACAGGAAGAAAAGUGAAAAUAAUGAGAAUUUUUUUCGUUUUCCAAACCCGGAUUGCUUAAAAGUGUUGCACAUGCAGAAAUUAGCAAGGAUUCGUUUGAAGAAAUGGGAGGCAGCCAUCCCUAAUCGUCGCACUGCAUCAAACCGCAUUUGCUCUAAGCAUUUUGUUACAGGAUGUCCAGCUGCUCUCACCAGUAUCAACGAUGUUGACUGGGUGCCGACGGUAAACCUGGUGGCAGCUUUUAGCGCCAAGAACAAGAUACCUCUUACCAACGAAAAACAACCGCUCAGAGAAAUGUAUGUGCCUGGCGUUCAACCUUCCAUCCUGCAAAACAUCAGCUUUCAGAAUGUAACCAUUCAGAGGACCCCCGUUCGUUGUGCAGUUCCCGCAAAUGAUGUUCUUUUCCACAGCGUAGAGAAGGGCUCGACUGUGCCAGGUAUGAAUCCAACCUACAACCUACUAGUCUAAUGCCGUUUUUCUUUUUGAACCUGGGUUGGUGCCGAAUGCAUAAACAAAUGUUUGUCCGGUCGAACCUGAAAUUUGUCUGACAUUGAAUUGUUUACGCAUUCAGCGCCAACCCAGUUUCAAAAAGAAAAACUACAUAAGAGUAGUUGAGAACGAUCUAUAACAUUCCCCAGAAUUCCAAUCUGUUGAAUGGACUUUGGUAGGGUUAAGGGCAGCCGCGGCUCAAUUUUUUUUACUUCGUCACUGAAAGUUUUUACACUUAAUUAUCUGAAGCUUUGGGAAGAUUCAUAAAUUA